Molecule: messenger RNA, 13342 nt
Organism: Caenorhabditis auriculariae
Lineage: Eukaryota; Metazoa; Nematoda; Chromadorea; Rhabditida; Rhabditidae
Source: the annotation of a GenBank genome assembly
AUGAUGGAGACAACUCGGAAACGCAAAUUCGACUGUUCUAAUGUGUAUGUUUUAAUCAAGAUUUGCUCUUUUAGUCUAAUCUAUUUCAGUGCAGUUGUAAGUCUCAGCGGCGAUGACACACAACUCGUGGACGAAUCUCAAUUUGAUGUGGAUUUGGCUCCUCGAAAAACCUAUGGUCGUUUAGUGGGAAUGAAUCGUGGUGUGAGUACCAUAGGUUUGGAAUAUUUACUUUAUUUCAACUUGUUUUUUCUUCAGACUUACACGAAGAGAGUUUCAUUUGUGGUAGAGGAGGAAUCGGGUUUCCCGUCAACUAUUCAUUCACCGGACUGAUUAAAGAUAACACAAUAUACAAGUACAUAAGCAAAAAGCAGUUUUUCAUUACGAGAGUAAGUAAAAGCUUCUGGAAUAAUUUUGAAAGCCAAAAAAAUAACAAAAAAGUAUGAUUGACUAGUGUAGAUGAUUCUUAGCAUAAUAUUUUUAUUUUAGUUAGUUCAAAAUUUGACGAAAAAAAAUAAAGUUUUCAGGACUACAAGAGCGAAAAAACGACUUUAACUGAUACUUCACGCAACGGGACUUUGGUGAACCAGGAAAUGGUGGGACUGAAUAAAACCGUUGAGUUGGUCACUGGCGAUGUCAUAAGCAUAGGAACUCCCAAAAUGAUAGGAACGUGGUUCAUUUGUGAUUUACAUUGAAUGAAAAGUUUCAGUUUUCGUUUACCAAGACGUUUUGAGUGAAACGUUCCCAGAAGAGCUUUCGAAGAAAUAUAUAAUGACGAAUCAUUCUCUCGGCAAAGGUGGCUAUGGAAAAGUGAGUAUGCAUUUGAGCCUUUUUAUUAGGAAUCAUUCAGUUUUCUAAUGUUAUCCAAUUUACGGUGACAUAUCCGAAAUGAAAGUUUUCGGAGAAAGAAAAUAAAAAAUCUCUAUAAAGUUGCUUUUCAGGUUUUACUAGCGUAUACGAAAACUGAGCAUCGAUGCAUGGUAAUCGGAAUGAUAGACAUUUUUAUUCAAAAAUUGUGACUUUAGGUUGCUGUGAAAGUACUCAACACCUUGGAUUUCCAAUCUAGGUGCAGUCGGGCUCUGGCAAAAACGAAAGAUAUCAACAAUGAGGUGGAAGUUAUGUUGCAUGUCAACCAUGUUAGUUUGUAUCAAAGUUUCCAAAAGAUUGGUGAAACAGGCGAACUGUAUCCGAAUUUUCGAUUGGAUCAACGUUUCUGGAAGGUCUUUUUUGGUUCUAGAAUACGUGUCUGGCGGCGAGUUUUUCGAAAGAAUAGUUGAUCCAAAGUACGAAAGACAGGUAUUGUUGAGCUUGUGUCUAGAGACGAUGAGGAUUAUAGGGACUGGGAGAUACUCUCGGAAAAUAUUACUCCUAUCAGCUUCUCAGUGCGAUCGCGGUGAGUUUCUGAGUCGAAUGAUGAAAAAUGAUUUUCUUCCUUAGUAUCUCCAUGGUCGUCAAAUUACUCAUCGUGACAUCAAACCAGAAAAUAUCCUAUGUGCGAGUGCAGCCGAGUACACAAUUGUGAAGGUAAAUUACACUUAAUUUUGUGUCUUUGAAUUCCUAAAUAUUCGUGAAGAGAAAAAUUGGUCAGGGUAUUAAAAAGGUUUGAAAAAAAAGUUUGCAAAGUCAAAAAAAAAAAAACCAAACUUAAAUCAACGAAUAAUUAGAUUUUUAAAAUCUCAUUUAGCUAACGUCCUCUAAAUGAACAGCUGGGUAGCCUUAGUCAGAAAAAACAAUCUUCGUACUUCUUACCUCACCUUUUUUUUAGGUAUUCAUAAAAGUUAACAGGGGGCAAAAAUGAGAAUAGUCUCUAAAAAAAACUCUUCAUGCUGUUGAUUAUUGUGCACUUGCGAUUAUAGGAAUCCGGUUUAUUCGUUUAAAACAUGUCUUUCAAUUCUGUUCGAAAUAACUUCAGGAAAGUUUUGCGAGACUAGUAGACUUAUAAAAAGAGUAGAAUGAAGAAAAAAAUCAUCGAUUUAAUUGCGAUUCUUUCAAAACUUUCGAAACAUAGGGAUGGAUUUGUGUUUGGAUUCAAUUAUUAAAUCUUUCAAUUACAGCUCUCUGACUUCGGGAUGGCGAAAGCGAAAAACGCUAUGAAGACUCAUUGCGGCACUCCAUCUUAUAUUGCGCCCGAAGUGAACGAUAAGGAAAGGAACGAAUACACACCGAAAGUCGACGUGUGAGUUGAUAUCAGAGUUAAUGGAACGGAAACGAUCAUCAGCUGGAGCCUGGGAUGUGUUCUGUUCACUGCUUUUGUUGGCUAUCCGGCAUUCAGCGAGGAUUACAACGACAUGACCAUGGCCGAACAGGUCAGAACUGGUAAUUAGAAGAGUUUCUGGCCGCAAGACUUUUUCUAAUUUCAGGAAGACUUAUUUUCCACGCUCAAUGGAGGCGAAUUUCUGCGGAAACUAAAAAAGCGAUCACUCAAAUGCUGACGGUUGACGUAAGGGACGCAAAUUGUUGUUGAAUAGUUUUGGGGUAAUUUAAGGUUGCGAAAAGACCCAGCGCCAGUGCUUUGCUCAACAGUUCUUGGAUGCAAGGACCAGAAGCGGAACGCGCAAAACGAGACGUUGCAGCACAUGUUGGCGUUUUGAUGAAAGUGAGCGAUUAAUUCAACAAAAGAGCCUUUGAGAUGAAAUGAAAAUUAUAGAGGAGUAAGCUGGAGUAGUCGCCGUCCACGUGGACUGCAUGCCAGAUUUCCUUCUCGUCUGCAUAUUUCCGUCCUUGUUCCUUCACCUCCGAGCUUUAGUUUAAUUCUCGAGCUUUCAAAUUAGUUUUAACGCACUACCGCCUUCGGGCUGUUUUAAAGCUUCUCAAGUUGACAAAACAUUAAAUAUUUAUUUUUGUAGUUUUUUUUCUCCGAUCUCUGUAAAUAUUAUUGUACCAUUGUAAUAUCCUGUGACAUUUUUCGGCUCCAAUGAAUUUGUUUUCUCCAUUAUACGGCUCAUUUUUCUUCUAUCCAGUUGUUUUAGCGGCUAUUUCAAGACUGUUCAGAUAUUUUAAUGUUGAGUUAGAUGAAUGCGAAAGUGGCAGUUUUUUGCAAAAAUAAUUCAAUCCUCUGGAGGAUAUCUCGGAACUUGUCCAGUGCGGCUGAAGCUGUUGGCAAGCAAUCCUAUUCCAAUUCCAGGCCAUCUGUUUUCGAGGUAUUUUUCGGUUAUUUUCAACAGGAGUUUAGCUAUAGCUCAAAAUGGUUUUAACGUUCUAUUUCAAAAAUAUCUUCUUUAUUCACACAUUUUCCACGUUUUCAAUUCAGUUAGAUGGGAGAACCUACGAGACGGACGAAAACUGGAAUCUGUCGCCAGCUGCUCUGAAGUUGCUCCAACGACGGCUGCUCUUCGAAAAGGCGAAUCCUCUGUCUUUGCUCAAAAGCAAACUCAUCGAUUUUGUUCAUUCGCAAUACAGAAAACCAGGUAAAACGCUUUCUUGAUAGGGAAACUGUUUCCGAAUAGGUUAUUUUUCGACCAGGGAAGAAUAAUCUUUGGAAUUUGUAUAUUUCAAUCAACUUUCCAGGCGGGAGGUCGCCUUUAUACACGAUUUGUGAGAAUGAGCCUCGCAUAGUCACAACUUAUGACAAUUUCGAUUCUCUGCUGACUCCAGCCGACCAUGUGUCUCGGUGGGUUCAGCAUUCUUUACAAAGCACGGAGUAUAAAAGAGAAAUUUUUGUGACUUCAAAACCGACCUUGGUUACUUUUUUGCGAGGGUGGAAAAUUUAAAAGCUACUAACUUGUUCGAUGUGAAAUCUCUGUUUUAAAACAAUUAGAACUGUUUUUUGCUAGUGAGAUUUUGAUAAAGUUCUAAAACGUUGAAAACCAUGUAAUUUAGUCUUCAUUUUUUCAUCAGUCUUUACUAAGAAAGUUCAAUUCCAGUCGUCCUUCGGACACCUACUACAUCAACGCCGAACAUUGCCUCCGAGCCCACACUUCUGCCCACCAACACUCGCUGAUGAAGCAAGGACUCGACGCGUUUUUGGUCAUCGGAGACGUCUACCGGAGAGACGAAGUUGACAGAACCCAUUACCCAUGUUUUCAUCAAGUUUCCUCAAGUCCUUAACAGAUCAGAUAAAACCGAGAAACUCUACAGGUGGAAGGCGUUCGGCUCUACUCUCCCGGACAACUGCUUGGAGAGAACUCCGAAACGAAUUCUUUGUUGGUCCCCUCUGGAAGCGGCGUCAGGACCCCCGGAAAGCAGGAAACUCACGCCGAAGACGCGGCCAAGGCUAUCGAAAUCGAACUGAAGGCGACGCUCGAGGUUUCCAGAAAACUUCGCGUCAUUUGUUCAUUUCAACUCAGAACCUGACCGACCACCUUUUCGGACAAAAAUGCGAGAAACGCUGGGUUGAAGCUUAUUUCCCCUUCACGCAUCCUUCAUUCGAACUGGAGGUAUCCCUUUUUUCAAAUUAUGGUCGAGAAAAAAUAAUUGACAACCUUUGCAAAAGUUCAGAAUAUUUUGUUAUCCAGAUAUUUACGAAUCUAUUUAUUUCAAAGCUCGUGUUUUACUCGGAGAAGUUCGAAAGAAAUAGGAUGAAUAGGAAUGAAUGAAUAGGAGUUUCACAUAACUUGAGAAAAUUUAGAUCUUCGUCCGCAAUAUUGUAAUUUAUAUUCAAAGACGUUAUAAUUCAUUAUUUAUUCAGAUUUUCUACAACGACAAGUGGUUGGAAGUGCUCGGCUGCGGAGUUAUGGAGCAAAAGUUGCUCAAUUCAUGUGGGAUAAAGGACAAAAUCGGGUGGGCCUUCGGAAUCGGUUUAGAGAGAAUAGCGAUGGUCCUUUACUCAAUCCCGGAUAUUAGGUUUGAAUUAUUUCUCAGUCCUUUCCAUUCUCUUUUUAAGACUGUUUUGGAGCAAAGAUUCUGGGUUUUUGUCGCAGUUUGAAGGGAAAACUCUUCACGAAGACAUCACCUACAAACCAAUCAGCUCCCACCCUCAGGCAUUUUCAAUGAAAAUGUAUUUUCUCAAGCUAAAUUUCAGGUCAUUUUCGAUAUUUCUUUUUUCCUCCCGCCAAAUGUGCAGUUCAAUGACAUGACUUCUAAUGUCUACGACACGAUCAGAAGUAUUGGCGGAGAGUUGAUCGAACAGGUGGAGAAUAUCUUUCGAUCGUAUCAAAACAUUUCUUUGAGGUUUCGUUGACGGACGAAUUUGAAAACGCGAAAAAAGGAAAGAAAAGUCAAACAUAUCGCAUUGUCUACAGAAGCAACGAGAAAGCUUUGACUAAAGAUGAGGUAGCCAUUUAUUUUUUUAUUGAAAGAAAUUAUAUGGAAUUUCUUUUGCUUUAUGGGAUUAUAAAAGUUUCAAGGAGGAGAAUGUAUUGAUUGCGGACCUAAGGCUUAUUAAUGUUUUUCCGCCUUAAGCAUUUUUUUGUUUGAUAACUUUUAAAGGGGUCUGGGUGAACGUUUAAGAAAAUAAAAACCGGGAACAUUUUGCAGAUGCCAUUUACUCUUAUUUUACAUGUCAGAAAGAUUCAAUACACGAGAAAAAAAAAUUAAAAAUUUAUGAAGCUUUGUAAAGUUCCUGAGGGUCAAGUUCGAUAAAUGGAUGGGAGUUCGAUUGCCUUCAAACUUUUUUUGGCAUCUUCAAACGAUCCUCGAGAGUUAUUUAUUUCAGAAAAAAACAGCAACUAUAUUAUAAGAUAGUAUUGAAAUUUAUAAUUUCUAUAAUACCAGUUUUUUUCUCUACAGUGAAGGCUUCGAAUUUUGGAGUUUCUACGCGACUGCUAAUUAUCUUUUUCUUUGGUCGAAGUUAAUUCCUUAAAGUUUUCCAACUUUUUUUGUAUAGUUGAGCGAACAUUUAAUGGAGAUCGGUUUGAUUUUCAUUGCCUGUUUUUGUGAUAUCAAUAAGAUUUUUUUGGGCAAAACCUUUGAGCUCGGAAAAUAUAUCAAUUUCAGGUCAAUUUGAUUCACAAGGACAUCGAACGGCACUUGUCCGAGAACUUUAAUGUGGUUUUGCGAUGAUCGGCCAGAACAUUUAGUCGGUGUAAUCACCUCAUAAAUGAGUGAUUAUGAUGAAUCUGCGCGCUGUAAUCCGAGCCCCUCCCUCUCUUUUUCUACGUGUAGCCUUCCCUUCCAUUCAUGUCCUCUCCUUUUUCGGAGGGUUCUGCCCAUCAUUGUUGAAAAGUUGUCGACUCCGAAGUGAUCCCACCGAAAAAGAAAUACGAGCUGUCUCGCUUGUUUAUUUCCUCCUUUCCCCCUAUCGAUUCCGCUCAUUUCAAAUGGCUAGUCCGUUCUCUUUUGUUGAUUUUGUUGUUGUCAUAACAUUUAUUGUUUUCUAGGAUAUUAAAAUUUUAUAGGCUUUUGUUUUGGAUUCUUUUAUUUCUAGGGCUUGAAAGCCUUGAAUAUUUCAACACAGUUUGAGGUCACUUUUUUCAAAAAGACCCAGUUUUUGUAGAUGGAACGGAAAAGGAUCUAAAUCUAGCAGACAUUUGACUUUUUCUAUCUUUCCGUGGAGCCCGAGAGCGUCCAGAAAAGGUUCGUUCUUUCAGUAUUCUCAGAAGGCUUCAACCCAGGAUAUCGGAUUUCCCGUAUAUUUCUGGCGCCUUUUGCACUGCUGCGAUUGACAUUCCAUUAGUCGCUCUCUCCAUAUUCGGCCGAUUUCAGUCUUUCGCCUGGAAAAUGCGGCGUUUUCCACGGCUUCGGUCGCUGGUCGCCGUCGUCAUGUUGUGUUGGUUUGGCGGCGUCGGCUACAUCCUUCUCAACAUGUCAAGUCGCGAAGUCAAGGUCCGAACUUUCUUUUUCCGGUUCAGAGGUCAUCAAACUUCUGAACAGACAUAAAGUAGUUGAUAAAGGAUCUCUUUUGAUUUUUUUUUGUUUUUGAGCUUUUUUCUGUCACUGUUCGAAGGAAUUGGGAAUAAAAUGGUCUUAUAGCAUAAAUUGAAACACAUUUGAAAAAUUAUUUUUGAAGCAUUUACUGCAACGUGAAUUUUUUUUUUCAACCGCUCAGCAAUGAAUUUGAUAUGCAUAUUCUGCAAAACUCCAAUGAAUCUAGAAAAGAUUGGUCGGAUAAAUUUUUCCCCUAGCCUCAUCCUUCAGGAAAAAAGUACUGUAAGGUUUAGGAAGAAACGUUUGGCAAGCUUCAAGAGUUUCCUACCUUCAUUAAGAUAUAAUUAUCAAAAAAUCUUUGAAUCUAGGGCAGUGAACAGGGAGGCAAGCUCGUAGUUAAGCCCACGAUUCGGCCGAAGCCUUUAUUUUUUCCUACUACAGCCGAUCCCUGGUCUUCGAUUGAUGUCAUGAGUUUGUUUCUACGAUUUUGUUUUGAAAUAAUGGAUAUUUCAAGAGAAUACGCUCAUCCAUUCGAGGAACGGCACAGGAGUACACUGGACGAUUUUCGACACGAAAAAGUUCAUAUCCAAAGGAGCUUUGGCUAAAGGAGAUGUUCGUUUUGAAAUAAAUACUCUUUUUUCAAUCAGAUUUUAGGAAUAAGCGGUUAUGAUAAAAAAAAAGUGCUCCUCUAUUAUUGACAAAAUCUUAUAAUUAUAUGUUUUCCGUUUCACAAAAUUAAUCAAGUUCAUUCUCAGGAUAAAUAUCGAGCUAACUCAUUCAACCAAGAAGCUUCCGAUUCGAUUUCUCCUAAUCGAUCUAUUCCCGAUAGUCGCGAAGCUGUGUAUGUUUUCUCAUUUUCUCUUCUUUGUCACAAACGAAAUCCGCUUUUUCAGCUGUCGGCCGUUGACUUUUCCUUCGGAACUCAAUGCUACAAGUGUCAUUGUCACUUAUCACAACGAAGCGAGAUCCGCCCUUUUGAGGACUAUUUUCAGUAUCUUCAGACAGUCUCCGGAGCAUCUGAUCACGGAAAUCAUUCUUGUCGACGACUUUUCUGAAGAUUGUAGGCUUCCGAAAAAUAAGCUCUCUAGAAUAUGAAUAUAAUUUCCAGUUUCUAUGGGACAGGAACUCGCUCAAAUCGCAAAAGUUGUAGUCCUUCGCAACACGAAACGUGAAGGUACUUUGAAGAAGAUGCGUUCAACUUUUUUUCAUUAAAAAUCUUAGUAGUUCACUUUUUUUUUGCUUUAUCACAAAAGCUUUAAAUAAAAAUGUUCUGAAGGAAAUGAAGAAAAAAUGUCUCAGUAUAAUUUUGGCAAAAAUAUUCCAACACCGAUAUUUGAAGGCCUGAUCCGCUCUAGAGUCAAGGGGUCCGUUGUGGCGAAUGGCCGGAUCCUCACUUUCCUGGACAGUCACAUCGAAUGCAACGUCGUCUGGCUUGAGCCCCUUCUUGCCAGAAUCGCAGAAGUCCGUCGUCCCAUCAGAGUCGCAAAGGAAUAAAACUCUUUCAGAGUCCAAAAAGCGUCGUCGCUCCCAUCAUUGACGUCAUCAACGUCGAUAACUUCAACUAUGUUGGGGCGAGCGCUGAUUUGAGAGGAGGUUACAGAAAAAAGCCUCUUUGUUCUAUUUUUUAGUCCAGGCUUCGACUGGAGUUUGGUUUUCAAGUGGGAGUUUUUGAACGGUAAACUUCGCGAUGAUCGUCACGCUCAUCCUACUGCGCCGAUAAAGUUGAAAUAAAAUGAGAUUUCGUAAGAUUUCAUAUUAUUUUCAGAUCUCCGACAAUGGCCGGCGGACUUUUCUCGAUUUCGAAGGAGUGGUUCGAAGAACUGGGCACCUACGAUUUGGACAUGGAAGUUUGGGGAGGAGAGAAUCUUGGUUGGGGAUUGAUUUGCCGCAGCCGAAUUCAUUUCUUCACAUUUCAGAAAUGUCUUUCCGUGUAUGGCAAUGUGGCGGGACUCUGGAAAUCCUUCCAUGUAGCCGAGUGGGACACGUUUUCCGCAAGAAACACCCUUACAGCUUUCCUGGAGGCUCUGGCAACGUUUUCCAAAAGUUUGUUCAUACUUGACUUGGAAUUUGAAGAAAUAAAAGAUAUAGUCCAUCCAAAUUUGAACUUUUUUUCAUUCUUGACUUUCUGUUUACAUAUCAAAUCCACAAUACUUUGAUUUCCAUACAGACGACCAUUCACAACCUUUUUUUUCAAACCAUCACUUUAUUUUCGCAUCAUCGGGACCUUUCUAAAUAUCCCCUUAUUUUCUUAUCCAAUCUGAUUUUCAAGAAAUACUCGUCGUGCCGCAGAAGUCUGGAUGGACGAGUACAAGUCAAUUUAUUUGAAAAAUGUGCCAUCGGCGCGAUUCGUCAAGUUUGGAGAGUACGUCUUGUUGUAAAAAGCUCUUUCAUAAAAACUUGUUUUAGCAUUUCGGAGCGACUCGCCAUCAGAGAAAAGCUUCAGUGCAAGUCUUUCUCCUGGUACCUGAAGAAUGUUUAUCCUGAACUCGAGUUUGUUUCAACAAGUAGUUCAACUAAUAAUUUCAAAUUAAGCGUUCCUCAACGUGACUCCGGAGAAGCCUAUUACUUGAAAUUCGGACAAAUGUGUUUGGAUUCAAUGGGAAGAAAAGAAGGCGAAUCUCCCGGUCUCUACGUCUGUCACGGCACCGGCGGCAAUCAGGUUAUUCUUAAAACGAAAACAAAAAAAAAAAGAAAAAAACCAGAAACAAAUUUUGUUGUGAAAUUUGACGUGAGAGUGCGUCGAAGUGUGCAUUCACCGCGUUGCCGCACCAACGUGUCUCUUUAUAGAAAUAAAUGGAGGUCGACGUUUUUCUAACAGUUUCAUUCAUUUUUGCUUAAUUGGUUUUUUUUUAAUCCUUGCAAAGAAAUGUUCUUAUAAGUAUUUUUUGUUCAAAGUUCAGUAUUUGGAUGUUCAAAGGCGCUGACAUCUUCCAUAAUUUAAUGUAACAUUGAAAACAAACUUUCUUCUCUUUAAGUCUAUAAUUUUUUUACAUUUUUGCAAACAUAAAAGCAGGGAUUUCGAUUUCCGAAUUCGCCAUAUUUAUUGGUCCCACGUUAAAGUUCGAAUUUUCAAGUCCGAAAACUACUUUAAACGCUAAAGUUGUUCAAUUUUGCUCUGUAUUUGAAAUUUAAAUUUCAGUUAGGGUGAUUUGUUAAGGCGCUUAGGGAAAGUGAAAAAAAAUAUUCUAAAACGUUUUUUGUAGGAAUGGGUCUUCGAUUCUGGUCUCGGCCGUUUCAAAAGCGUUACGAGUCGUGUUUGUCUUACAUUCGAGGAUGAGGAGGUUGUCUUGAAAAAAUGUGACGAGGUUAAUAUUUCUUUCUUACUCUUUGAAUUUCAAGCUCCUCUUCCUGGAGAUCUUUUUCAUUCGGCUAUUUUUUCCAGGUUCGCACUCCGUUCAAGGUGAUGACGACGGAAGGCUGGUUGGUGCAAGGAGGAAAGUGUCUCGCUGCCGUACAAGUCAGUAUCUUUUUCUUUUCAUUCUAGUUUCCUCCAGGAUAUCUUGAUUAACUCUUUAUUCUGAUUCUUAUUGGUGUCUAUAGAACAUGAAAUUACGAACAGUAGCUUUUGUUGAAUUAAAAAAAAUAUAUAAUUAAAUCAGGGGAAACAUCUUGAAAACAUUAGAGUGUGCCUUUUUUAGCCGUUCUCAUAAAUAUGUGCCGACGCCGCUCAAGCGGUACAAAGGCGUAAGAAGAAGAAGAAGAAAAGGUAUUAAAAAAACAAAAAAAGUUCAAUUUUUUUACUUAUUUUUUUACUGUGAAUUCAUAAAUAGUUCAAAUCUUCCAUUUUUGUUGCACAUAAUGUUUUUUUUUAUUUUUAUUUAUUUAUUUUCUGACUAUUCAUGGAAUUACAGACGGAAUCUGGAGAUUGGCAGUUGAGCGCUACGAAUUGCAUCGUCAGCUCCGAAAAACAGAAAUGGACGUUCCAAAAGGCUGCCAUUUUUUCUCAAUGAGUUCCUCUGUUUGUUUUUUGUUUUUGUUUUUAUAAUUUAUAAUCACCUCUCCAUCAGUUUGAGAUUCGAAUUAUGUAUUGCAUGUAGCUUUUUUUUUUUGAAUUAUUAGGUUUCUGUGAUAUCAGAUUUUUCAUGACUUUCAUCUUUGUUUUUAUCAUUUUACUUAACCAAUUUUCGUGCCUUUUUUUCGCUUGCCAUAUUUUUAAUAUUACGGAGUUAAACACCUUUCCAUGACUUUUUUCAUCUUGCUUUAACUUAAAGUUGCCAUUUUGUGUGAAUUUUGCCAUUUAUAACGUUUCGUUCAGUUCAUUCAUCUCUUUUAAUAAAUGUAUUAUAUCUAUUAUUUUUUUCAUUGAGAAAUAUUCAUUUCCAUCGUUAAAGUCGAUAUGAUCUUACCUAAUUCGAUGGAGAUUUUUCCUCUUUCCAUGAUUCAAACUUUUGAGAAUGCGUCUUCUUAUUCUGCUGGCCGUUGUGUGCUAUUCUCAAGCGUUGUACUUCCACAUCGCAGAGACUGAGAAGAAAUGUUUCAUCGAGGAAAUUCCGGAUGAAACUAUGGUUCAUCAAAUUCUGGAUUAUAUACUCAAUUGAUUAUUUUCAGGUUACGGGUAACUAUAAGGUUCAACUAUACGAUCCUAACACCAAAGGAUACGGUGACUACCCUAACAUCGGAAUGCACGUCGAAGUCAAGGAUCCCGAUGAGAAGGUAUGAUUCGAGAUUUUAACGUUUUGAAAGGAACUUUGAGGCUUAUAUAUAAUGAGUUGAGAUUACAAAGAAUUCUUAGUUUAAUUUGGUCUAUUUCAUCGUGUUUUGAAUCUGAGUUUGUUCUUUCGAAUAGAAAAAAUCUCGAAACUGCAGAUAUUUGUUGAAGAGAAUUCUUUGGAGAUAAAAUAGAAAAUUUUUUGGAAUAGCCUCACCGUGAUUUUUCAGUAACUUUAUUUUAAUGAAAAAUUUUUUUCAGUUAGCUGAAAUGACUGAGAAAUUUCAUAAAUGAAGUGGAUAAGCCACAUCGAAAACUCGUUUUUGGAGCUUUCGAGUUAUCUUUUUCGAUCUAGUGACGAAUCUUCUUUCAAAAUAUUCAUUGAACAUAUUUGAAUUGAGUUGAACAUUUUACGAAGCUUCAAAAAAUGGAAGUUUUGGCCUAAACUCACCUUGUCUAACGCGUGAUUUUGAGGUGAUCCUGUCCAAGUUGUACACGGCGGAAGGCCGUUUCACUUUCACUUCUAAUACUCCUGGAGAGCACGUCAUCUGCCUGUACUCGAACAGCUCGUCGUGGUUCAGCGGAGCGCAGUUGCGCGUCCACCUCGACAUCCAGGCCGGCGAGCACACCCAGGACUACCAGCAGGUUUUUCACCCUUUUUUGGUUUUUUUGGUUUUAGAUAUUGCAAUAUUUAGUCACAUAGAUGGGCAAGUACAGAACUCUUACUGCCCGGAGGAGGGGUUUUCCUUCAAAAAAUUUGGAAAAUUAGAGAAUAAAACCAAGUUUCAACCUCCGAGAGGUGAUUUUGCCCACAAUAAUACGAGUUUUAGCCCCAGGGAGAUAGUAUCAACUUUUAUUUAGAAAAACUUCAGAGGAGGGGUUCAGAACGGUCUGCCCAUUUGUGCUUAGUUACUUCACCCGGCUAUUUUUUUUUCAAAAAUUUCACCUCACUUUAACCUUAGAACCAUUCUCGUGUUCUUAGAUAGCCGCCAAGGACAAACUCAACGAGUUGCAACUGCGCGUUCGGCAGCUUUUGGACCAAGUCGAUCAGAUCACAAAGGAGCAGAACUACCAGCGUUACAGGUUCAUCAAUUUCUCAUUUAAUUUAUUUCCUUCCUUUUUUUUCUCGCCUCUCAAAUUGAUAUUUCAGAGAAGAACGUUUCCGACAGACCUCCGAGUCGACCGAUUCUCGAGUUUUUUACUGGUCACUUGCUCAGGUUUGGCUUUUCUUUUACUUUCUUGAGCUUAGAAAAAUAAACUUUGAAUGUAAAAUGUCAGUAAAGUCAGAGAGAGAUAGGAUUGAUUGAUUUUUCAGAAAUCCCUUUUUUUCAUUGAGAAGGAAACGAUUGUGGUUCAAGUUUUUGCUAAAUUUUUCUUCCUUCAAAAAAAAUUUUUUUUCGUUGUUAAUUUUUUUAAAUUUAUUUGUUUUUCGAUUAUAAACAUUCAUUUUUUUGUUGCUUUAUGAAGCUACCGAAACUUACCAUCCAGUUUGACUUAAAAAGUUAAAAAUUUUUUUCCAGGCUCUUUGUCAUAAUAAUAAUAAGUUUUUUUCAAAAAGAGAAACGCGGCCAUCAAGCUAUUUAAUUUUUUCGAACUCUUCAACAACAAUUUUGAAAGUAACUUCUUAUUUAUGUCGUGUUCAAAGUGAUUCCGCGAAACAAAUAAGCCGGAGAUAUAUUUUUGCAUUUCGCUGAAAUUAUUUCGAACACGGAAUACGAAAAAUAAACUUACGCCCUUAAAUUUUUGCUGAUGAUUUUCGAAAUUUCUUUGAACUCCGUUGUUUUUGAAAGUAGAUAAAUGAAAAGUUCUCGUUAUUUUUUCCGCAUCAAGAAUAUAUCUUGUGAGCAAUAAAAAGUUCGAAUUCAUUUCUUUCAGAUCGUCGUUUUGGCCGUGACGGGUUGGUGGCAGAUGAGACAUCUUCGCGGGUUCUUCGAGGCCAAGAAAUUGGUUUAA